GAAUCUGGUCGGUGAGCUGCGGACCGCUCACCACCAGAUGUCGCUCUCCCUCUGUUUACACACUCUGACUGUUGCACUACACCCCGGACUCCAUUCCCCAUCAGCCAUUGCACUACACCCCCGUCCAAUCAGAGACAGUAUAAAAGCCCCGAUCUUUCUGUCACUCACCGCCGAGUAUUGUACUGUGUUUAUCUGGUCAUACGAAGCGUUUCUCUGUGUUCAUCCCGUGUCGUGUCUUUCUGUUAUUCUGGCUCCUCGUCUGGUUUGUCUCGACCCCCCGCCUGUUUAUCGACUACUCUCUGCCUAGCCCUUAUACACCUGUCUGCUCCUGUCUGACCACGCCUGCCUUGACCAUGUCUCUGUCCAAAUCCUUCAAUAAAAGCGUGCAAAUGGAUCCGCUUGUCUCUCGUCUCACUCCCAACGUUACAGAAUACUCGGCCACAACAGGAUCCAGCAGCUUUUCCCUCGGACAUUCAGGUAUGGACUUUGGACUAUUGUGUGUGGGCGCGUCGCUUACUGUGGGGGUCGCGAAGGAGGAACGCGACAACUCGGUAAUGGCGGCCGCGCACCCCGCUCAUAUAAUGACGGCCGCGCCGGAGCGCGACGCCACAGAUCCGCUGGCCGCUUGGCUCACUCGGGGAAAUGCGGCCACGCUGGAGCGCGCCCGAGCCAUGACGACGGCAAUGGAUCGCAUUGCUCAAAUGGCGGCGAACGUAAUGGAUAGCAUCGCUCUAAUGGCGGCGACAGCUGUGCCCGUUCACAAAAUGGCGGCCGCGUCGGAGCGCGUCCACACAAUGGCGGCAACGGCGGAGCCCGUUCACAAGAUGGCGGCGAUCACAGAGCUCCGUCACGUCACAGCUGCCAUACAAGAGCCGUUUAAAGCUGGAGCUGUGUCAAACCAAGCUGGAGCUGUGUUUCCUGUCUCAAGCCAAGUUACAGAGCCACCGCACAAGAUGGCCGCCACGCCAGAGCCACCGCACAAGAUGGCCGCCUCGCCAGAGCCACCGCACAAGAUGGCCGCCACGUCAGAGCCGGCUAAAGCCCCGUCAGCCAAGCCACAGCCUGCUCAGGCCAUCUCAGUCAAGCCACAGCCUGGUCACGUCAUGUUUUCUGCUCCUGAGUCGGCACCCAUCAUGGCUGGUCUUCCCGAAGCGGUUUCAGAGUCAAGUCACGCCCCGCCUGACGGCCCAGACUCAAGUCACGCCCCGUCUGGUCCCAAGUCUGCUCCAGAGGUCCCGUCUGGUCCCAAGUCUGCUCCAGAGCUCCCGUCAGUUGGAGAAGCCGCGCCAAUGCCUCCUGAGGUGUCAGCCGUGGCUGUGGAUCCUCCCUUGGAGGUGGCGCCCCCCUACAAACUCUCUGCUUCUUCCCUCAUUCUGUCUGCCUCCUCUGUCACUGUUCUCCCCAGGUCCCAGUCUAUUAUGCGGGUUCCUGCUCAGCCCUGGUGGGCCCUGGCGCCUCCUGUUCCGCCCUGGUGGGCCUCGGCGCCUCCUGUUCCGCCCUGGAGGGCCUCGGCGCCUCCUGUUCCGCCCUGGAGGGCCUCGGCGCCUCCUGUUCCGCCCUGGAGGGCCUCGGCGCCUCCUGCUCUGCCUCCGGUUCCGUCCUGGAAGGUCCCGGUGUCUCCUGCUCUGCCUCCGGCUCCGCCCUGGAGGGCUCCUGCGCCUCCUGCUCUGCCUCCGGCUCCGCCCUGGAGGGCUCCUGCGCCUCCUGCUCUGCCCUGGAGGGCUCCGGUGCCUCCUGUUCCGCCUCCGGCGGCGCCCUGGAGGGCCCCUGUGUCUCCUGCACCGCCUCCGGCUCCACCCUGGUGGGCUCCUGCUCUGUCGGUCCUGCCCCAGUCACCUGGUCCUCUGCACGGACCUGGCCCUCCAGCCCUUGCCCUGUCUCACCCCCGCCCCCCACCGCUCCGCUGGAAUAUGGUUCGUUUGUAGCGUCUGGAAGCCGCUCUUUGGGAGGGGGCUAUGUUACGAAUCUGGUCGGUGAGCUGCGGACCGCUCACCACCAGAUGUCGCUCUCCCUCUGUUUACACACUCUGACUGUUGCACUACACCCCGGACUCCAUUCCCCAUCAGCCAUUGCACUACACCCCCGUCCAAUCAGAGACAGUAUAAAAGCCCCGAUCUUUCUGUCACUCACCGCCGAGUAUUGUACUGUGUUUAUCUGGUCAUACGAAGCGUUUCUCUGUGUUCAUCCCGUGUCGUGUCUUUCUGUUAUUCUGGCUCCUCGUCUGGUUUGUCUCGACCCCCCGCCUGUUUAUCGACUACUCUCUGCCUAGCCCUUAUACACCUGUCUGCUCCUGUCUGACCACGCCUGCCUUGACCAUGUCUCUGUCCAAAUCCUUCAAUAAAAGCGUGCAAAUGGA
Molecule: messenger RNA, 2356 nt
Organism: Labeo rohita (rohu)
Lineage: Eukaryota; Metazoa; Chordata; Actinopteri; Cypriniformes; Cyprinidae
Exons: 2
Coding region: 354-1925 (523 amino acids)
Source: RefSeq, a predicted model, not a curated record